AUGAUCAUGCUUGAAGGACCACAAGAUGAAACACCUCAACAUCACGUACGUGACAUGACCGGCUCUAGGUUCAAUUAUUCGAAGUUGUCCCAAAACAUGCUUUACCCGUAGAGAUAAACUAUUCAAACGGUGUCACUUGCAACUAUAUAAAAGAAACGAGAAAAGUUUUUUGAUAGUAGCAACAGUCCUGGAUACUCUGUCUACGCAUAGAAACAUAACGAUUUAACCCAAUAACGCCUGAGCAAAUUCACGCUACUUGAGCCAAAUUACUUACUUAGCUAUCUCCACUCAUUCUAUCGUAAGGAAACCGCUUGUACUAGCGUGCAAAAGGAGAUCUUUUAGCAGAUUAUUCAAAGAUUUCGUCGGACGUCGAAAUUUCUUUCUCGGGGAAAAUAGCUGAGAAGUUUGAUUUAAUCUUGACUAUGUAAGUAAGUUCAACCGAUAAUAUAUAACAGAUCUCACUGAAUAAAAACCAAAACAAGUGAAUAGACGAAAAAAGCAAAAACAAUAACUUCCCAGGCAAACGUUUUCUGCGAAAAAAACGCGUCAGAGUGCGUUACAAUUUUCAUAGAAAGUAUCGCGUUUAGCAGGAUGUUUUUUGUCACAUUCCGGACGUGCAGACGCGCUGGUUUUCAAUGCGUUUGAACGCGCUGAAGUUUUAAAUUUGAAAAGAUUUAAAAAUUAAAUUCAGAAUUGAGCUGACGUGUACAGAGAGUCUCAAUGCUCCACAACUAUCUUAAAGUCAAGGUUCACAAGUUAAGAAAGAAAGAAGCUAAAACAACUUACUCUGCUGUGAUGAUGAUUCGCACGUUUUGAGUGUCUGGAAUUAAGAAGCAAGCAUAGAACAGGUUGAGCUAAAGAUGCUCGAAAGAUGAACUAUAUCAUCAGUACGUGUUUCGAGCAUCGACAGC
This is a messenger RNA of Didymodactylos carnosus, 911 nucleotides long. The record is from the annotation of a GenBank genome assembly. Lineage: Eukaryota; Metazoa; Rotifera; Eurotatoria; Philodinida; Philodinidae.